AUGCGUGCUGUGCACAAUAUUUUUUUGCUGUUUCUCCUUUUACUAUGCAUUGGAUGUAUAGUUUCCGUGCCCCUGGCGGCACGCCAGAGGCGCCAAAUCGACUUGACCGUCUCGGCUGAGCAUGAGGAAGAUGAGACGGAACUGGCGCUGGAAGCCAUCGCUGGACUCUGGCAGAGCGCGGAUAGUCGAACGAAAAUUGAUGGAUCGGCGCGUGUGGUGCAUCGCGAUAGCGGGAAUGGGGGUGCACAACAGGAUUGGCGUCUAGGCGUGCGUGUCGUAUUCAGCUAGAAGUCCGUGGCGGGAGCGUAUGCUAAAAAGUGUCGAUGGAGGUCGGAGCUAUUGUAAAUUAAUUGAAAAUUGUGGCUUUGCGUGUCUUGCCGCUACCAUAACUGGCAUUCAGACGACGUCGUUAACCUUCCCGCCAUUGCCUGCCGUCUGAUAACCUAUUGACCUAAUCGCAAUGUGUUCUAUAAACAAAUACAUCUUACAUAUACAUACAUA
Molecule: messenger RNA, 501 nt
Organism: Scaptodrosophila lebanonensis
Lineage: Eukaryota; Metazoa; Arthropoda; Insecta; Diptera; Drosophilidae
Exons: 2
Coding region: 1-288 (95 amino acids)
Source: RefSeq, a predicted model, not a curated record